Messenger RNA from Arabidopsis lyrata subsp. lyrata, 1239 nucleotides. RefSeq names its product UBX domain-containing protein 1. Bases 152 to 1129 code for a protein of 325 amino acids. The record is from RefSeq and is a predicted model, not a curated record. The transcript has 10 exons. Lineage: Eukaryota; Viridiplantae; Streptophyta; Magnoliopsida; Brassicales; Brassicaceae. Gene Ontology annotation, molecular function: protein binding.
GGAAGUAACAAAAGGAAACUUUUUUCUGUAUUACUUAAAUCUAAUUUAUUUUCAAUGAUGAAACAUCCUAUACAAAUACCAUUGAUACCAUUCUUACAUCGGCUUCUUUCACCAAUACAGACUUUAAGAAGUCUCUGAGAUUUUUUGAAAUAUGGCAGAAGAAACCGAAAAUGCUGCAAUUGAGGUUAAUCGAGGAUUGCUUAAGGAGCUUGAAGAUAUGGGAUUCUCGAUGGCUCGAGCUUCAUGGGCUUUGCAUCACUCUGGUAACUCUAGCCUUGAAGCAGCUGUGAAUUGGAUCAUAGAUCAUGAGAACGAUUCGCAGUUUGAAAAAAUGCCUUUGGUGGAAUUUAACAUUGAGAUUGAGUCUCCAAAUCCAUCUCAUGAUACUGCAGAAAAUGCUCAGGCAAGAGCAAAGGAACUAAUGGAACAAGCUCGUAAACUAAGAGAAGAAGAAGAAACUAAAGGUGAAAGAGAAAGAGAAAAGGAAAGGAUACGAGCAGGGAAAGAGAUGAUGGAGACAAAGCGAAUUGCGGAAGAAAACGAAAGAAAACGGAACAUAGCUUUGAGGAAAGCUGAGAAAGAUGAGGAGAAAAAAGCAAGAGAGAAAAUUAUGCUGAAACUUAAUGCAGACAAGUUGGAGAGAAAGCGGAGGCGCGGUUUGCCAACCGAAGAAUCUGCUUCGACAUCAAUUCAAGUUUCUUUACUUGACUAUAAGAGGAAAGUAAUGUCGUCGUCACGCCCUGCCUCGAAAGCAGAGGAGAUGAGAGAAUGCUUAAGGUCAUUAAGACGAAACCACAAAGAUGAAGAUCCAAGAAUCACGAGGACGGCAUUUGAAACGCUUCUGACAAUUGUGAGGAACGCAGCAAAGAAGCCAGACGAAGAAAGAUAUAGAAGAAUCCGUCUCACGAACCGCUUGUUCCAUGAGAGAGUUGGAAGAUACAAAGAAGGUAUUGAGUUCAUGGAACUCUGUGGAUUCAAGACAGAGGAAGGAUCUGAGUUCUUGUCUCUAUCUUAUCACGAUGCAGACAUCAACCGGCUUCGAGACGCUGCGUUUCAGUUGAACUCUGCGAUUACCAAUCCCUUCUUUGGUCUUCUUUCCACCAAAGCUGAAGAAGACCGUGAAAAAUAAUCUUUCUCUUUCUGACAUGUUGUGCAAGUCGAAACUCAAAAAUUGUUAUUAUAUGGCUACAACAACAAAAUGUAACCUGAUCAUAUCAAUACAUAAAAAAUUAAUGGUUA